UUUGGGGUAGGGGUUUAAUGUAGGAUGUUUAUUGUGAUAAAGUAGUUUUGCACAGUGGUAAUGUGAACAUAUUGAUGUUGUAUGAUAACUGGUAGGGGAGAGUGGGGUAAGAUGAGCCAUAUUUCAUAUUUCAGAUAACUACAUCAAGGCAAUCAUAGUUUUGUCUCUAACUAGUGUAUCUGCAUAUAUUUCAAGAUGUUGUGCAUCCCUGCAAACCAACAGAAUAAGUGUAAACAUAACUGUCUUGAUAAUAUAGCAUGCCCCCUCACCUUAAGGGAGGGGAGGGUUGAAUACACAUUCAUGUGUAUUUUUAUCUAUUAUACACUAUUCAACUGGUACAAUAAUUAUUGUUAUUAUUACUGCAUAGAACUGCUAAAACGCUGUUUUGCAAAAAGUCAUUUCAACAUGAGAAUGCCUUUAGGUGAUUCAGAACAUUCACAGCUGUAUUUUUGAAAAGAAAAAGUAACACAUUUCAACAAUCUGAACUAAAACGCUGAUCCUCUAAUCAUACCCCCCAGCUAAAAUUACCCCUGGCCAAAUGGCUCAAUUUACCCCAGAACUACUAUUAUGACUUUAUUAUUCCUCUAAGCUAAAAUGGUGGACUUUUAUGCUAGGUUUUUGACCUCAUGUUGUAGCUGAUAGAUACCACAAUUGAUUGAUUAAACAAAUUCAAAAUGAUCUUUUUUGGUCUGAACACAAUUCUAAUAAAACUUAUAACAGACUAAAUUCACUUUGAAGAGUGAAAAAUGUUUUUUUUUGUAAAUAAAUGUCUAACCCCUUCACCCAUGUGCUUCUAACCUUCACAGACUCCAUAAAUUGAUGCCCAUCUCCUAAAUAUUUGGUCUAAUGAUCAAUUUCUUUUACCAUUUCCAAGCAACAGAGGGUGGCUCAACUUACCCUUUGGCUCAACUUACCCCACUCUCCCCUAAUCACUGUAUCACAGAAUAUUGCUGAUAAUAUAAUUAUAUUGAUACUGUUGCUGCAAGUAUUUUUUCUGAUACUAUUUUUGGGGAGGUUGAGGUUAAAUGUAGGAUGUUCAUUGUGAUAAAGUACUUUUACACAGUGGUAAUGUAGACACAUUGAUGUCGUAUGAUAACUGGUACUUGAAAGAUUUUCUUGUAAGCUUUUAACUAAAAGACAUUAGCAAAUUACUUCUCUUGUUUGCUAUUAAUGAAUGAUAAGUAUAUGUAAUUAUCUUAAUUUAUGUAGUUAGGGCGUGUGGCAUUUAUAAAUGAACCGAAAGCUAAGCUACAUGUGGGGCCUACAAGAAUAAGGUCACUAUAACUUCACUGUUGCUAAUCACACACUGACAAAACUUCGACGAAAAUAGCCUCUGUCGACUAACAAUUAGACAUAAACACGGUUAUUACAUUCAGUGUCAUCAUAGGAGAGUAAAUUUAGCAUGUGUAUGGAGGAAUGAACGUGGCCGUAAUAUAGUAGUAGAAAGAAAGACCCUGAAAUCCUCCGCUCAGCUGUUUACCUUGACUGCCCAUAUUUGGACCGGGCGGGGUUGUCGCUCGCGCGGGGAGCCAGUCAGCCCUUGCUCACGGCGUUGAGUAAAGGAAGUGAGUCACGCUGACGGUAAUGUUACGUCUCUAUUGCAGCAGCAGCGGCAGCACUGAGAGAGCUCAACACAGAACAAGGAAGCAACAUGUGCUGACCAUAAUAACUCCAACACACAAGCGCAGACAGGCGAGCACGUAGCCGAGACACAACGAGCCGAGUACAAUCAUCGACGCAACUCUGUCUUUACUGACUCGUAAGUAACGUUUUGUGAUUUUCUCUCUUAAAGUAAUAUAUUUUUGUAAAUGCUUUGGUGUUCUCUUAUUAGUUGUAAAGUUGCUGUCGUAUUUGUUGAUUUAUCAGGAGAGUAUUAUUGUCUCUCAUGUCUCAUUUGGUUUCUUUUCAAUGGUCUUUUGACUAAUGAAGUGGAUGUCUAACCUUGUGUGAAAACUUUACCGCUAAUAGUUAAAAAUGUGUAACCUAAUUACGCUGAUUUCCUUGUAAAGUUAAAGGGGGAAUCUUCCUUAGCCUACUCUGAAAACUUGUUCUUACUUAUUUCCACUGGGGGGUUUCCGCAUUCUCACCAAAGCCGAGCGCGUUAUUUCCAGUAUGUAGAGUCGUUUCCUUUUCCCUAGCAGAAAGAUAAAGAGGCUCAAAGUGUAGGGUGAAUUAAGUGUCCUUUGAUCAGUGUGGUUUUGUUUUAUGGUUUGAACUGACUGGAUAUUUAUGAGCAGCUUCACACCAACACGUGUUCCCUCCUCAGGUCACACACAGCUGAGUCUUUACUGCUUUACUGCGCCUCCUUUGUUACACGCAGUCGCGAAAACAAGUUUCGUUGUUACCCGGAGCGAAUAUCGACGAAACCAAGUUAGUUUACAUCAAGCCUGACCAAUUUUUUUCACAUAUAGUCUUUUGCCAAUUACAUGUCUUUUCCUGGUCAGACUCAAAAACACUUAUUAUGAUGUGUCUGGCCGUUUGGCCUAGUUGCAUAUGAAGGUGUGAUGUGAUCAACAACAAGUGUCACACACAAAAGAAAUGACCUGGUAUGUGCUCUUCAACACGCCUAAAUACAGAGUAGCACAGUUAGUGUUAGUUUUAGCAGCUGGGACUAUUCUGAGUCUGCAAACAGGUCUGAUUGUCUGUCUGCACAUGUAUAAUCCUGACAUUAUCAACAGUGUGGGAAUUUGACAGUAGGUCACUGUUCAGUAAACAUAGUAUAACGAUAGAGAAGAGCAGAUUUGCUGAAAUCUUUUUAAGGCCGUCAUUAAACCCUCUGAUUAGAUUAAAGAAGAGACACUUUAAGGUGAAGUCGUCAGAGAAGACAAGCUCCAUUACAAUCAGAAACACGUCUUGUUAUGAUGCAAACUGGUUGUAAACAUGACUCAUAUCGGCUGCCCUAGAUAGUGUACGUAAUCAGAGCAGAGAGGAGAGGCUGGAUGUUGUAAGUUUUCAACACCUGAACAACACCGUGAUGAUAAUGAACACAUAUCUUCUAACAAUAUUACAUGUUUUCCAUUGACUCCGAUCCCUAAACCAUCAUCUGCGAAACCGCAAGUUAAAGAUGAUAACAGCCCGAUUAGCAGACAUUGCCAUGAUAUGAUCCUGUCUGUCAUCAGUCUUGGCUUAAACACUCUGAAAUGACAUUUUUUCCUCCUUUUUUUUAGAAACAGCAUUGAUGGAGGGGUCAAUCAGUAAAACAAAAGAGAAAUGGUUCAAGUUUAUUUAUCAAAACAACUUCAUCCCACUGAUGGUUUAAAAUGGAUUAAAAGUGUAUUAAAGGAAAGGAAACAAAGGUUUUCUCCAUUUUCUGAGACGUUUAAAGCCACAUUUACUAAAUUUACACUAAUCAGAUGUAGUUUCUGUCAGUCAAAUUUCACGAGUUAAUGACUUUAUUGACAAAACCCAUUCAUCAAAGAUCAAAAGGGAUUUUUUUUUAAUUUAACAUUAUUUCCAGACUCACAUCACUUUGACUUGUAAAGCUAAAAUACACUCUCUGUUUUAAAUUCCUGUGACCUCUUUAACUUUGCAUUUGGAGGAAUUCGGGUACGAAGCAACUUUACACAUGGCCCAUGGCUGCUGCAGAAAUCUAAAAAAUGGAAAUCUGACCUGAAAAACCUGUGUUCAUGUUUGUGUGUCAGCUAAAGGGACAAUAUGCAGAUCAGCAUUAUGCAAUUUCACAACCUCACUGGUGCAGACUGUGUGAAUGAAUGUUUUUAGUUUCCGGGUGCUGUUACCUGUUGUGUUGUUGAUAGUUUAUCUAAAAAUAUGUGCAUGUAACCCUGUGUAGUUGCAGACUGGAGUAUCAAACCUACUGUUAGAACUGAUAAAACGGGGUCCUUGUCACAGUUUAGUUCAUGGAAAACAUAUUUGUUAGGGAUUAAAAGUUACCUCUACUUUUCCAUUUAUGUCACGGCCUCGUCAUGUCUCCUUAAGUGGAGGUUGUGGCUACAUCUGCCAGGGAAAAUAACAAUUUUCUCUCCAAACACAUUACACAGGUUGAGCUACAGUGGUUUGUUAAAUCCAUGAUAACAAAUGACUGCCGGGCCACGAAUUUCAAGGCUCAGCUCUCUUGUCAGGGCCAUUUUCAGGAUGUUGGGAUACUGAGUGUUGAAAGUUGGAAUUGCCUUGGCCUUUAUUUCAAAAUGUGCUCGUCUCUGGUCAGGCUGACAUUGGCGCCCAACCCAAACAGGCACGCUAUCAGAGGAAAAACAUCACAGUGAGAUCAUUGAUUUGCAUGUCAAAAUACAUCAAGAUCCUGGGGCUGAUUUGCAUGCUAUUUGCCUGAAUACAAACUCUAGCCUUUUGUCAACACCAAGCCUUGCCCUAUAGCUGUAAAAUGUCUGACGCUCGCUAUGCACAGCUCCCCAGAAAGUUAUAAAAAUAGAAAGCUCAGGGGCAUCUACACAGGGCAGUGCUGUUAUCGUUGCAGCUGAAGUUCCUGAUCCUCCUCAACUGAGUGAAGGAAAGCCACAGACUGAUACCAAAAUCUCAAAUCACUCGACUUACAAAAUGAACUAAGUGAGAAUCAUGAUUACAUGUAAACACCAACUUUAAAUGACCAUGAAUCAUUUUUCCCUUUUUCUCUUCUCUUCUUAUUCUCCAGAACAUGAAAAAAGAGGUCAAAGCUGGGGUCAACUUCCUCAAACGCCUUGCAUUAGCACGCGGCAAGCUUGAUGAAGCCAAAGCGGAGUUGUUUGCUGAGAAGCUACAGACAAUUUUGUGUGAGAAGUACAAAGAUCACUGGUACCCUGACUGCCCCAGCAAAGGCCAGGCAUACAGGUACAAUUUUCAAUUAUUUACAGGUCUAAUGCUCCUGUACCAAAGAGGAAAAGAUUCAAAUGAGAAGAAAAACAAACUUUGAUGUGGAUCUCUUCACAGAUGUAUCAGGAUAAAUAAUGGCGUACCCUGUGAUGAUGAUGUCCUGAAAGCAUGCGAGCAGAGUGAGCUCACAGCCAGUGAGCUUGGUCUUCCGCUUGAGGUCACACUGUGGAUCGACCCACUGGAGGUUUUCGCAAGGUGAGUCACUGGCUGGUUUGCUGAGUCGGAGGCUGAGUGUCAGAAACAGAUGGGUACACUCGCUCGUAAAAGAGUCAUUUCUCAGUUUAUGUGAUCCGAUGAAUGAAAACAUGGGGAAGUGGAAAGCAGGAAUGUGUGACAGAAAAAUUAGAAACAAAUACUGUCAUUGUUUCGCUGAAAAUAAUCCACCUCCUCUUUGCAGAGCUGGAGAGAACAGCAGGCCCUUUAAAGUAGCUUCCUUUGAAGAUGACGGGGAGGAAGGUGUGAAGGGAGAACAGGAUGACUCCUCGGUGUCCUCGAUGAACUUGGACACGUCAGAUUAUCACUCUGCUACCUCUUCAGAUUGCAGCUCCACUGCAUCAAGCGACACAGAGGAGGACGCUAAAGAUGGCGAGACAGAAGGAGAGCAAGAAAAGCAUGAAAAAGACGUCGUCAAGAAGAGUACGGAGGCGGCAGAAGGCGACCCAUACACCAUAGUGAUGGUACCCAGGGUUCGGAAACGGCAGGGAGAUGGACCAAACAAGAUCAAAUAUGUCAGAAAUAUGGUAAAUAUUGUCUCCUGUCUUUAUAGACCUUUUGCUUGUGUUUAGCGAUGAAAGAAUAAAGCAGAUUAUAUUUGUAUAUUUGUCUUUCUGUGUAGAUAUCUCAUGAGCAUGCACAGUUUGCGUAGCAAUAGCCCGAUGAAGCUUAUUUCUUGAAGCCCUAGAAUUUGUGUUGCCAAAAAAUGAUUAAACAAAAACACAUUAAUGAACCACAUCUAUGGCAGCAAAUGGCUAAACACACAGUCAUUGUAGUGAGUCACUCCUACUUGUACCAUUCUGCUGCUAGAAAACAAUAUGCCAGUGACAUAUUUGCUGUGUAUGCCCAAUUAUGAGGAUUAGUCAGAGCUAAAAGUGGUCCACAACAAAUUCUGAUUGUGUUUGAGUAAUGUUUGCUAAACACUUAAGUUCCCAGCUGUUUUCGGAUUACUCGGAGCCUUUUGAAAACAAUGAAAGUUAAUAUUUGUGACCAGCUCCUGCAGAUUUACUCUACCUAAAUGGAGGCACAUGCUCUACAGAGAGGACAGGGAAGUUUCAAAGCCCAAAGAAAGACUUGUGAAUUGCUGACUAUAGCUUUUUUGAGGGUUGUGUAGACAGCAUGAUAAUAUUUCAGUAUUGCGUGUUCCAGAAAAGAAAGUACCAUUGAUUCUUGCUGUCAGGACAAAGUGUUUUUUUUUUUUUACACUUGUGCUGGAAACUCUCCACCACCCUGUCCUAAUCUCUUGUACUCCCUCCAAUCUCUUCCUCUGUUCAGCUCCCUGCUAGCCUCCAGUACUACUACCACCCUGCACCAGUCUGGCCUCAGUACAAGAAAGGUGCUCCUGUGUUUUUGAACACAGUGUGCGUCCCACCAGCGCCGCCUCCUCCUCCACAGCAGCAGGUAUUUGGCUACUACAUCCUACCCCAAGUAUCUCCACAGUUCAUUUUGCCGCAGGCCGCCCUGCAGCCGUGGGGAGCUGUGAAGGGUUAGACCGUCCAGAAGUUAUGAGGCGAAGGUGGAUAAAGCAAUAGAAGAUCCCUCAACUGAGCCAUGCUGUUUCAGGUCUCUGCUGUGUCAGAGUUGAACUUUAGCCAAAAGUUAACUUUUUUAUUGUUUUUUUUUUAUUUUUAAUGUAAUACUGAAAUUUAUUCCUUGCACAACCUUUGAUAAUUCCUCUAAACUGUUUCAUUUCCAGUGACUUGUAAUUUAUAGCCUGUUCUCUGCACUCAGCAGCCACUGAACUUGAGUUUUUUUAUCUGCCACGUCUGCUCUGCUAAUCUUUCUUACAUGCUGUACACAUUAGGACUGACUCCAGUCUCUGGGUGCUUGGACAAACUCAGGAACUCUGAGCAAUAUCCUCAAUGCCAAAUAUUUGUCUGUAUGGGUGUUGUAUUUCUCACGACGGCAAUCCUUCUGUCUGUUUUCUUACAGUGAACUUGUAAACAUCACAGCUAAUUAAUGUAAAAUGUGAUUCAGGGUUUGAUCUAAUGUAGCUAUAGUGACCAUAUUUGUAUAUUAAGAAGAAUAUUUUUACUAAACUGCUUGUAAAUAACACAGAACUUAGGUAUCAUAGAUUUAUGCACGUUUUCUAACCUUGCUGUUUUAUUCUUGUAAUUUAUUCAGCCACCACUGGAUGGCAGCACACUCACAGCUUACACAUGAAAUUUUUAUGAACUUGUAUAUAUUUUAUAAAAACAAAGGCUGCUGUAAAUCUGAACUUCAUGGAGCACAAUCAUUGUUUAUAGGUGGCUUUAAUUCUUUUGCUGCAAGAUGUGUCUGUUUGAUGGCUUCUUACACUGUGCUUUUAAGGUGUUGAUGUACAUAACUUACUUUUUUAAAGUUUGCUGUGGCAGUAAUUGUUAAUGCAUGAAUGCUGCUGUGAUUGGUUUUUUAUAACAUUGGUUUAAAGGCUAUUUAUUUCACAUCAUUGCAACUUUGAAGCUUCUGCAAGCUUUAACAUUGCAGCUCAUUAAACCAAGACGAGCCUCAAAUAUUACGUUUUCCUUGUCUUUUG
This is a messenger RNA of Xyrichtys novacula (pearly razorfish), 7552 nucleotides long. Lineage: Eukaryota; Metazoa; Chordata; Actinopteri; Labriformes; Labridae. The record is from the annotation of a GenBank genome assembly.